AUCAAGUCGGUCCAGGUCGCCGUUGUGUCGUCGCUGUUAAGUUGUGCAUGCGCCCGGGUGGCAAAUGCCUUAAUUCUACGCGGUACGACUCUUACCAGCAAUAGUGGUGCGCGGCUUCAAAGACGUAGUGCAUAGGAAUGAUUUUGGUCAUCUUUGCGAGGUGAUGUGAUAAUAUUGUUGUCAUUAUUAUGUGACCAAACUGUUACGAUGGGCUCACUGCCGAAUUUGCACGAACUAAGUAAGGAGCGACCAGGAGCCACUUGUAAACCGAGGCUUAUCCCCUUAGAAUGCGACUAUCAUGGCAUGGGAAACUCUCGAACACAACACAGGUGGUUAAAGCAAACCAAUAGCUUGUGUAUGAGUAACUUCCAUGGAAUUGUUUCACCCGACAAACUAACUGAUGGGCAGAUUAACGAGAAACCAUUUUCGCCAACGUCUCUCCGGUCAACGCUUUCGACAACUCACCGUCAAAUAUCAAUUACGAACGUGACAUCGGUCAAAAGACGAGACUCGUUAUCUAGCUCUGCGGGGGCUUCAUCAGUGCGUCGCCUUAUUGAAGUAGUCCGUACUACUCCGUCCAAUAUGGGGCCUGUGUACAGUCGUCGGCUGUUGUGUCGAAACUAUGUGACACUGUGUCUGGGCCAUGGUGCUUCAACCGCUGCGUUAAUACCAUUUUUAGCAUUACAGGGUUCGAUAUCUGCAUGGUGGUGGCCAAACGAGCUGAAGCAGAACAGUGGAUUUGCUACAGUGACAACAGACAUAGGAUCAAUAUUACUAUCUGCUAUGUUUGGUAUGGCGGCUAUAAGUGCCUUGAUAGGUCCAACUGCGGUUCAUCGAUUAGGUACAAGAAGUUGUCUAGUAGUCGGCUAUGUAGUAGCAGUGGCUUUCGUAGGAGUGCAUUUAUAUCCUAAAGUCUCUAUUCUAUUACCUGGGUAUUUUUUAAUGGGAGCUUGGUUGGGUUGCUGGACGGCAUCGCGAACGGCCAUUUUGAUGACUUUAGCAUCGAAAAUGGCUUACGUGCUAUCGGAUCGAGAGGAAUGCGAGCUGGAAGGCAAUGGUCGUCGGGUAGCUGUUGCCAGAAAUCUCGCGAGAGGACUUCAAGUAGCUCAUGACGUGGGGUUAAUUGCAGGCAAUGCAUUUGUAGCAUAUAUGAUUCGGGGCACUCGAGGUGACGAAAUUCUUGGUACGAUGUUCGCAAACGAUAACGAGGGACCUGAUAGAACGUGUGGUAGCGUUGCUUGUCCUCUAGUCAAUACCAUGAAAAUUAUUUUAAGACCAACAAAUUCGACCAACCAAACCGAUAUAGUCGAUGUUCGGAAUUUUAUGGUUUUGCCAUGUAAGACAACACAACUAUUAGCAAGCGUUUUUGCUGGAUGCUGUUUCGUUGGUGUAGCUGUCACUGCAACGUUCAUGACUCGUAUUCGUUUGUUUGUUUACGCGUCUGCUUCUGAAAAACGCAAAGCCAACGGAGCCCGUUCUUUUACUGCCAUUCGCGAGGCGUUUCGCAACACUAAGUUGCAGCUUAUCGCUCCUCUGUCCGUGUUCAUCGGCCUCGAACAAGGAUUCAUAUACUCCGACUUUACUAAGUUUUAUGUAGUUUGUUCAGUCGGAGUAUCAAAUGUGCCAACUGUGAUAUUAAGUUUAGGGCUCUUACAGCUGAUAGCCGGAUUCACCGUUAGUUUAAUAUUACAACACAUAAGAAGAUAUCACAUUAUAGUGAUCGGAUUUGCGUUUCAUUCUUGUUUACUUAUGGUACUUAUGAAAUGGAAACCGUCAGGAGACGAUGCCGCAUUACUGUACGUCAUAGCCGCCGCAUGGGGUGUUUGCAAUGCCAUUUGGAAUACGCUUUGUUUUAACUUUGUGAUAUCUCUAUAUCCGGAAGUCUGGCAUGGCCCUAUGGCGCACGGCUAUUUUUUCCGGUAUUUAGGAAUGUCAAUGGCUUUUGGACUUCAUAGUAUUCUAUGCAAUACGAUAAAAUUGUAUUGUCUAUCGGCUGCAUUAGUGUUAGCGGUUUUUUUGUACGGAUGGUUGGAAUGGCGAUUGCAGCAGACUGGCAAAAGACGAAGAAUGGCCCGUUUAUGACGAUCGACAGGGGUGACCAGUAAGUAGCUACAUGCUGUCACCCCUAGUAAUGUCAACUGCCAGAAAGUGAUUGAAACAAGUGAUUUAAAUCCUGAAAUAAUCAAUAAUUUUCAAAUUUGAUAAAAAAUCGUGUUGAAAAUUCGUGAAAGUAUAUAAUUUACCUUACAAGUAGCCGUAUUAUAUAUACCAACAUCAAAGUGAUAUAAUAUGAUGCAGUAUUUUUUGGUGUAUAGCACACUAUUGCACUACGUGAUUAUUUCAUGAUAAAAUAAUAACAUUAAGACUUAAAGUCUCCUAACCGAGUGCCAAUAUUAGAUCUCACCCGAGAAUUUUUAGUUCGGGCAUCAUAAAUUAAGUACACGAUAAUUAAAAUUUUUAAACUGUUAGUGUAAUGCAUCCAUACCGACAAUUAUUGUAAGUUUAAAUUGUAAAGUAUUUCACAUUUACUAUACUGUUUAAUAAACGGGACCAUUUUUAUUGUUCAAUUGUAUACAGAAUAAUUUAAAACUUUAAUGAAUUGUUACCCUAUUGAUUAUGUAUUCAAAUUUUAUGAACCCUCGCUUUUGUGCAUAAUAUUUUUACUGUAGAAAAAUACCUGUAUUAUUAAUAUUGUAGUUUUUAAUUGUGUUUUAGUUUUAUGUUUUAAUGUGCUGUCCGAAUUGUACUUUUUUGUCAACUAACGAUAUAAUUAAACAUUUUUUGUUUUAAUAAUUAACGCUCUCUUUUAAAAAUAUGUUCUAUGUUCAAAAUAACGAAGAAACUUUUAUAGUUCAACACAAUGGAUCUUUAGUAUCAGUUCAUUGGAGCACAUGUAUAGUCAAUAAAUCUAUACUAUAUAUUUAUCAUUGACUACAUUUCUCUUAUAAUAAUAAUAACUUUAAGAAAUUUUUUUGGGUUUAGAUUAAUAAUAAUCAUUUCUUGUUUUAUAAGUGGUUAAAUAUUUUUUAGAUUCCUUAUAAGGUUACCAAUUUUAGCUUCGAUGCGAAGCUGAGAAGGUAUUAAUUUUACCAUGAUGUAUUAAUUUUUUUUUUGUGUCUGUCAUUACAUUUCUUAGCUCUCAGUGGACCAAUUUUUCUCAACGAUACGUCAAAAGAUCACAAAUUGUAUCUAGUUGAAGACAUUACUCUCAAAAAUUAAAAAAAUUUCUCUCGUUUCCCUUAAAUGGUGAAAAUCACCCAAAAAAUUACGAUUUCUAAAAUCGGUAAAUUUUGACAUUUUUUCACUUUUUUUUUCUUAAAUCUGCCAUAACUUUAAAAGUAUACGAAACAAAUUUAUUUUUUUUAAUAUGCAAACUUUAGGUAUUUUUCUUUUAAUUGAUUUAAAUUUUUUCAAAAUUCGACCAUUUACUUGCCUACAGGGUGUUAAACUUAAUACAAAAUAGUAACUUUUUAACAAAAAUCAAUUUUUAAACAUUACUUUUGAAAAUGUUCCGGAAAUAUUGCGUCUUUUAAACAUAUGUUAAAGCUUAUGUUACAUUCUAUAAAUCGAAAAAAAAAUUUAUCACGAC
Molecule: messenger RNA, 3589 nt
Organism: Daktulosphaira vitifoliae (grape phylloxera)
Lineage: Eukaryota; Metazoa; Arthropoda; Insecta; Hemiptera; Phylloxeridae
Product: protein unc-93 homolog A
Exons: 8
Coding region: 208-2082 (624 amino acids)
Biological process (GO): regulation of muscle contraction; regulation of potassium ion transport
Cellular component (GO): striated muscle dense body; plasma membrane
Molecular function (GO): potassium channel regulator activity
Source: RefSeq, a predicted model, not a curated record